AUGACCACCAAGAGUAAUAGUUAUCGCAGAUCAUCUUACAAUUAUCAAUGUCCUGCUACUAAUAAUAUACAAACGCACAACAUCAAAUUUUACAAACACCAAAUCAAAACCACAGUAACUAAAUAUCCAAAUGUUGUUUCUGAAUGGAUCUAUAACAUCGAAAAGUCCUACCACCGUCACUUGAAACGGCUCAUAGUUAGGCUUGACACUGAGUGGCAAAUUCGUUAUAACGGUGGUAACGAAAGUAAAGUUGCCAUCAUGCAAAUAUGUGUAGGAAGUCAUUGUCUCAUCUUCCAAAUCAUCCAUUCUUCAUACAUUCCACCUUCCCUUAUCAACUUCAUGAAUAACCAUAACUACACUUUCACUGGGGUAGGUGUUCGUGAUGAUCUUAACAAACUAAAAAACGAAUAUGGGAUCGGAUACAAUGCACAACUGACGGAUCUAAGGACUUUGGCUGAGAAAAUAUAUGGGUCGGGUGCAAAAUAUUGGGGAUUGAAAAGGUUGACGAAUAUUGUACUUGAAUACGAUAGUCAGAAACCAAAACGUAUCACCCUGAGUCCUUGGGCAAAAUAUAAGUUGUCGUAUGAGCAAGUAGAGUAUGCAUGUUGCAUUCGUCUCAUUUGA
This is a messenger RNA of Erigeron canadensis, 624 nucleotides long. Its product is annotated as Werner Syndrome-like exonuclease. Lineage: Eukaryota; Viridiplantae; Streptophyta; Magnoliopsida; Asterales; Asteraceae. The coding region runs from base 1 to 624 and encodes 207 amino acids. Gene Ontology annotation, cellular component: nucleus; cytoplasm. Gene Ontology annotation, molecular function: nucleic acid binding; 3'-5' exonuclease activity. Gene Ontology annotation, biological process: nucleobase-containing compound metabolic process. The transcript has a single exon. The record is from RefSeq and is a predicted model, not a curated record.